CACCUCCACGCAAUACCCGUACUGCUCAUUGCAAUAUAAUUACUCAUUUACCGGGAGUGAAACCUCAUGCGCGAAAUGCAAAAACAAUUAUAGAAUCUUGGUCACUUUUCUUUCCUGACAACGUUAUUCAAGAAAUUGUUACAUGUACUAAUAUCUAUUUGACCAAAAUUAGAAUAAAUUAUGGUAGGGAACGAGAUGUCUUGGAUACGAGUGUAGUAGAAAUACGAGCGUUGUUCGGUCUUUUGUACAUAGCUGGUAUGAUGAAAAGUAAUCAUCUAAAUUUGUCGGAUCUUUGGUCAAAUGAUGGGUUAUCGCCGGAGUAUUUUAGAGCUGUUAUGUCAAAAACGCGUUUUUAUUUAUUAUUACGAGCACUAAGGUUUGAUAAUAUAAAUACUCGCAGUGAAAGAAAAAAAUUUGAUAAAUUAGCACCUAUUCGAACUAUUUUUGAUGAAUUUGUUGAUCGCUGUAAAUUAAAUAAUACUGUCGGGGAAUAUUGUACCAUUUACGAGAUGCUUGAAGGUUUCAGAGGGAAAUGUAGUUUUCGGCAAUAUAUCCCUAACAAGCCCAACAAGUAUGGUAUAAAAAUAUUUUCACUCGUAGAUGCUCGUUUAUUUUACACAACAAAUAUGGAGGUUUACGUAGGGAAACAACCUAAUGGUCCUUAUAAUCAAGAUAAUAGUGCAUCAAGUAUUGUCAAGAGGAUGAUUUCUCCAAUUUCCAAAACGGGUAGGAACUUGACCAUUGAUAAUUGGUUUACAUUUGUUCCAUUGGCCGUUGACCUGUUACAAAAUCAUAGAAUAACUAUGGUUGGGACAAUUAGAAAAAAUAAAAGAGAAAUACCUCCUCUUUUUUUGGACACAAAAAAACGAGAAGUGAAUAGUAGUAAAUUUGGAUAUAGUAAAGAAUGUUUAUUAGUAUCAUACGUACAAAAAAAAAAUAAAAAUGUACUGAUGUUGUCAACAAUGCACAAGCAAGGAGAUAUUGAUGUAGAAAGCGGAGAACAACGUAACCUGAAGUAA
Macrosiphum euphorbiae (potato aphid) is the source of this 1019-nucleotide messenger RNA. The record is from the annotation of a GenBank genome assembly. NCBI's taxonomy places the organism in Eukaryota, Metazoa, Arthropoda, Insecta, Hemiptera, Aphididae.